Messenger RNA from Adineta ricciae, 6483 nucleotides. NCBI's taxonomy places the organism in Eukaryota, Metazoa, Rotifera, Eurotatoria, Adinetida, Adinetidae. The record is from the annotation of a GenBank genome assembly.
AUGGCAUUAACUGUGUUUUUAUUCAAAGUUUCUCAUCUUAAUUUAUCGAAAAAUUCCUCUCAAAUCAGUCUUAACACAAAUGAUAGUGAAUCAGUAAUGGACGCACCAACAGUGCGACUGAUUGUUGAUGAAAAUACGACACUACUUAGUGCGAAAACGACCUUUCGAGGUAUCAGUCUUUGGUCGAACAAUGUUCCGGUGUUUAAAGAUGAAGCAAGUUUUCUGGCACGUGGUCAACAGCCGAAGAAAUUCAAUUUUAAUCUAGCGGAAGCCUUAUCGUCAGCGGAUAAAAUUCGCAUGGAGUUCUAUACACAUACAAAUCGAAAAAAACGCAAAAAAUUAGUGGCAAUUUUUGAAAUGGUUUUAGAAUCUCUGAAGGAUUUACAAUUUGUCCAUCUAGUCGAUGAGAAUCUAUUCGAUCCACACAAUUAUCUAAUGACAACGACUGUCGAAUUGAAAUUGUACUAUACGCCGCCGGAUAUCGAGCAAAUUAACACAACAUUAGGUGCCACUGCUGCUGAUAAGCAGCUAACUGAUUGGAAAAAUGUAUUUGAUGAACAGGGAAGACAUGGUGGACAUCGAUAUCGACAUAUUCAUUCGAAAAAAGAUCCAACAAUUCGACGACUUCGUAAGAAAUUUGUUGGUCGUACUGACGAUGCUGACACCGAUUCAGGUAGUGAUGAAGAUUUCAAUAUCAAUGACGAGUUGAAAGCCGAUGAACCAGGCGAAGAAGAAAAAAAACAGAAAAUUCAACACGGAAACAUCGAAUUAUUACAAAAAAGUUUGGGUCGAUAUGAAGGUGAUCCAUAUGAAAUCAACGAAUGGCAAAUUAUGGUUCAUGUUAUUCAGGGACGAGAAUUUCCUGGAUUGGAAUUGAAUCCAUAUGUUUGCGUUCAAAUUGAUGAUCAGAAACGUUAUACAAAUAUUCAUCAAUCAUCGAAUUCGCCAUACUUCGGAGAAUUUUUCACCUUUGAUUUCGCUCUGCCGGCUAUGCAAGUGAUGCAGAAAGUGAUUUUUUUCAAAGUUCAUCAUUCGAGAAAAAUUAUCAGUACGUUUACAGACACAAAACCAAUCGCUGUAUUUCGAUUAGAUAUUGGCACUAUUUACAAUGAAAAAGAACAUUCGUUUGAACGAAAAUGGGCGCAAUUGAUCAAUCCGGAAAAUAUCGAAGCUUAUUGCGGCCAUUUACUUCUUUCCAUUACCGUCACAGAACGCGGCGCUCCAUCAGCGAAUUUGCUGAAUCAACUGGACGAAGACGAUGAUGAAUACAAACCCUCAAAAGCAUUGGUUCCUGCCGCUAUGCCACAUCCGUUAUUUCCCGUUCAAAUCAAAAUCACAUUUUACACCGCUUCGGAACUGCCAGAAAUGAUGACGGAAUUUCUGACAUCAGUUUCGAAAAAAAUCCUUCAACCCGACGGUUGGGAACCUGUCGAUCCCUAUGUUGAAAUCAAUUACAACACAAUGCGAGCUGUGACAAGUCAUAUCAAUGGUACCACACCAGUUUGGGGUGAAGCAUUUUAUUUAAUUGGACGUUUUCCUCCGUUGAUCCGAACGAUUAAAAUCGCAUUAAAGGAUCACGCGGCUGUUCAACGUGAUCGAAUUAUUUCGUCAACGUUCAUCGAUCUCUUCUCCAUUAGUGAAACAAGUUCGUCCGCAGGCUUUUUACCAACAUUCGGUCCGACAUGGAUGUUCUUGUACGGAAGUCCUCGUGAAUACACGAUGAAUAAAGAACAGGAUGGUCUUAGCGAAGGAAUGGGCGAAGCUGUUUGUUACAAAGGACGUUUAUUAAUGGAAAUCGAAUGUCAUCCAGUCAGUGGAGAAAACACAUCAAAUAUGACUGUACAAAAAGAAACUGGAAUUCAACUGCCUGAAGCAAAUUUAUUUCCAAUGAAACGAACAUUUCUUUUAUUUGGUUGUAUUUAUGAAGCGACAAUGAUUGACAAAGCAUAUGGAAAUACCUCAAUUUGUUUCGAAUUGAGUAUUGGUUCAAGUGGAUAUCUGAAUCCUCAGCAAAUGAUUGAAGCAACACGUGUUCCUGUCACAUCCUUAACGCGCUCGUAUCCAUCUGUUCCAGUUGACAACAAUAAACAAUAUUUUCGUUUACCGAUUGACUUACAAAAACCGAUCCUCUUUACAAAAUACACAUUUCACGAUUAUGUCUUUCGAAUGACAUUGUCCAAUCGUUUUAAAAAUGCCGCUGAACAUAUCCAAAAACAAAUUCGUAAUUUCGAAUGUAAAAUCGAUUCGCAAGUUUCCGCUGAAGCUCUCAUGGAAGAAUAUCAGAAAAUUCAUGAUUAUAUCCAUGCAUUGCCAUGUGGAUGUGCUGAACGUAUAUCCACCGAAGAUUCCUAUGGCAUCGCUCCUGUAGUUCAUCCGAGUUUAACUGAAGUCUUAGAUUCGGUUCCGACAUCAAAAACGAACACCUUGGACGAAAAGCGGCGAACGAAACUUAUAUUUAAUUUGAACUCUAUCAAAGCUUGGAUUUCGAAGAAACGCGAUUACGAUGAAUCGAAACGGUAUGAUAUCGUCAAAGAUUUGAAUCAAAUUGCUCGAGCAUUCCGAUUGAUGGCCGUUGAUGCACAACCAGCGUUACCAGAUGUAUUUCUAUGGAUGAUAAGUGAUUCGAAACGAGUGGCAUAUGUAAGAAUUCCAGCUGAAGAUCUUCUAUUCAAUUUAUGUGAAGGUGACAAAGGUUUUCACAAUGGUCGGGUUCAAACAUUCUUUCUCAAAACACCACGCUCAACGGAUAAACCAUUGAAUACUUCGGCGAAUGCCAAAGUGCAAAUGUUUUUAUGGCUGGGAAUCGAAGAGUACGAACCUUAUAUAUACAGACAAUUACCGACCGGAUUUGAUAUGCCAGUAUUACCAUUACAAGCAUCAACGAAAACUCUUCGCUAUGGCGAACGACAUUUCUAUGAAGUACGAUGUCAUUGUUUGAAAGCACGAGCGUUGAUUGCUUCGGAUGAUACGGGUUUGUCUGAUCCUUUUCUAAGUAUAACUGUCGGCACUGCAACACAAAACACACCGAUUCUUCUGCAAUCUUUAUGUCCACAAUGGAACGUGACAUUAGCCUUUCCGAAUUUAGUUCACGUAGGUGACCGGCGAUCCGCCGAACAGAUCAUUGGAAACAUUGUUGUCGAAUGUUACGAUUAUGACGAACAAAGUCUCCAGGACAAUGAUGGACCCGAUCUAAUUGGACGAUUUUCCACAACGGCUAAACUUAAUUUGUACAAGAAAGAUGAUCCGAAUCAGGAAUAUCCAUUUCAAUGGUACGAAUUCAAGAUGGGCGAUAAACGAGCUGGUGAACUUCUUGCAGCAUUUGAACUGAUCGAAAUGAACCCAGAAAAUCAAGACCCUGAUUCGACAUACGAAUUAAUAGAAUAUUCAAUAACACCGGAAAAUUUUCCUCCGGCAACUUUCAUCACGAAAACUAUCAAGAAACAUCCACUCUAUCGAAUUCCACAUCAACUCAUGCCACCGAUGAAACCUUAUGAAAUCGAAAUUAUGUUUUGGGGUUUACGAGAGUGUCGAUCGAUUGGCUUUCAAUCGAUCCAACAAGCUGAAGUGACGAUCGAAUGUGCAGGUGAACGAACAAUGAGAACAAUCAAAGAUGUGCAAAAAUAUCCGAAUUUUUCGGUCUCAACCGGUCAACCGGAUAUUUAUAUCCUUCGUGUUAAUUUACCUGACGAUAAUAAAUUCUGGCCACAUUUAAGCAUUCUUUGUGUGCAAAAUCGGCUCUUUGGAAUGAAAGAGAUCGUCGGAAAUUUAGUUGUCACUGAUUUACAAAAGUUUCUUGAUCGACCAUUUAAACAACUUUCACCAACUGAAGAAGCGUUGGCCAAUGCGAUUAACGAAAUGUCGAAAACAAUGCCCUAUGACUUCAAUCGCGUCCGAAAGUCAAUUGUUGACGCCUACGAAGCCGCCUUAGCGUCGAAAAAUAAAGAUAUUGGUAAGGAAAAACUAAGUAAAUUCGAGAAGGAAGCUGGCAAAGACGCCAAUGACCGGGAAAGUCAACGUGCGAUUAUCGAGGAUGAUGCAUUAUCUCAAACAAAAGAGGACGAUGACGAAAACAAGGAGUCCGGUGGUAAAAAGUCCAACGAACUACAGGAGAUGACAAGUGCUGACGAAUUAUCACCGAGUGAUGAACUGGGUAAUCGAGUUUUAAAAACCGUUGAGAAGAUCAAACGAGACGAAAUGGAAAAGAACGCCGGAUGGUGGAACAAAUACUACGCAUCGAAAGCCAGACUUAGAUUGCAACAACGAGCGAAUGCCGAACUCUUCGAAGAGCCGACAGACACCGCCAUUGCUUAUGCAGAUUUUUACGAUGGUCGACCAAAACGUCCGACCAGUCGAACGUUGGCUUUAUGGACGUCAGUAAAGAAAAUCUUUUCACAAGGUGGAAAAGCACAGAAAACGUUCAAUCGUCUCAAAGCUGCACAGUUCGAUCAAUCCGAAAACGAUAACAAAAAAAAAACAGCGUUCGAUGAAAGUUUGGACAGUAUAGAAACUGAUCGAUUGAAACAAUUAACAUUGCUCCAAACAUUCGAUAUCGUCGAAACAUCGUUGGAAAAUGUGUUUGAUUAUGAAGGAUUCAACGACUGUUUAGACACUUUUGCUUUAUACAAAGGAAAAGGUUCGAAUCGUUCCGACGAAACCGGUGAUGACAAACGAAUCUAUGCGAAAUUCAAGGGGAAACUUCGUAUUCGAGAAUUAUCCUCUCCUACAACCAUUGGACUACAGCGAGCAAGUACGGAUCCUCGUUCAUCAGUGUAUCCAGUUGCUGUGACCGAUGAUCCUCGGCAAGUAACCGAAAAUAUUUAUAAUCGAACAAACCAACAAAUGGGAACAUUUAAUCUAAACGAAAAUCGCAUAACAUUGAAAUGUCGAUUGUAUCUUAUCAAAGCAACGCUGUACCGUGGAUGGGAUGCGUCAGGCAAAGCUGAUCCGUUUAUUAAGAUAGCUUUAAAUGACACGACGAUCAUCGAUGAUACCAAAGGGAAACUUCAUAAUACUUUAGAACCAGUUUUUGGAAAAUGCUAUGAAUUCGAUGUCACUAUCCCAACGCAGAAUUUGUUACGUGUUCAAAUCUGGGAUUGGGAUAUGACCAGUUCAAAUGAUAUCAUCGCAGAAACAAAGAUCGAUGUCGAGAAUCGAUUUUUUUCAUGUCAUCGUGCCACAUGUGGUUUGCCAAAUCGUUACGAUAGUGCGGGUUACAAUGCUUGGCGUGAUACGAAAAAGCCGACGACAAUUCUUUCCGAAUUGUGUCAGACAACGUCACUGGCAAGUCCAAAGUACUCCGAGAAUUUUCAAUCUGUUCAAAUCGGUGAUAAGCGUUUUCAAUGUGAUCCUGCAUGCGUUGAGUUUGUUCUAAAUGCUAAAUCUGCGACAACGACACUGCAUCGAAAAGUUCAUCAUGAAUCACCAGAUGAAUACAUUCAACAAAACACCGCCUUGACCGCACUUCGUGCUUGGGGAAGAAAAGUAAAUCCGAAAUGUGCGUUAGUCGCUGAACAUAUCGAGUGUCGGCCAUUGUAUAAUGAUGAAUUUCCGGAUACCGAACAAGGCAAAUUAGAAAUGUGGUUGGAUAUGUUUCCUAUGUCUCGUCCGCCAUCGAGUUCUCCGAUUGAUAUAUCACCUGUGAAACCAGUGUCUUAUCAGUUACGCUUGACGAUUUGGAAUACAAAUGAUGUGGAAUUGAAUGAUGAAAAUUUUGUUACGGGUGAAAAAUCUUCGGAUAUUUAUGUGAAAGCGUGGAUCUUGGGAGAAAAUAUCGAUUCACAGCAAACCGAUAUUCAUUAUCGAUCAUUGACAGGCGAAGGCAAUUUCAAUUGGCGAUUUGUGUUUGAUUUUAAUUAUUUAGAAAUCGAGGAGAAAAUUGUUUACGAAGCGAAAGAUUCUGUUUUUCAAGUUGGAAACACAACAAAAAAAAUCCCACCACGAAUCGUCAUCCGUGCUUACGACGCAGAUCUUUUAUCCGCUGAUGAUUUUCUCGGUGAAUGUAUUCUCAAUUUAACACAUUUUCCACACGGAGCAAAAGCAGCGAAUAAAUGCAAAGCGAAUAUUGUAUUGAAUUCAAAACAUCCAUCAAUCAAUUUGUUUACUAAUAAGCGUCUUGCCGGUCAUUGGCCAAUGAUUGCUCCUGCGGCAGAAGGUGUUAUUCGAGAUAAAGAUAUGUUAGGUGGCAAAGUGGAAGCGGAGUUUCAAUUGCUGACAGCGGAGGAAGCUCAAAAGAAUCCAGUUGGAAAAGGGCGUGAAGCACCACAACCACUUGACGAACCAAAUCGACCGAAAACAUCUUUUCUUUGGUUUACAUCACCAUGGAAAACCUUACGUUAUGUUAUCUGGCGUAAUUUCAAAUGGCCGAUCAUCAUUGGAAUUAUUGUCGUCAUAUUUGUUAUCUUUUUUCUACUUGCUAUUUGGUCAUUACCUGGUCAAAUUAUUGCUCAAGUUACACAGAAAAUCUUCGGAACUUCUAGCGGAUGA